UGCUAUAGAACCCAGGGUAGUGUUCUCUAUAAAGCUUAUUGGAAGAGUCAAGUUGAUUGGAAGCUUAUUCAGGAUCGAAGACUUAUUAGCUGAUUGACCUCCUAUUUGUAAUCCUCUUCACAUCUCUAUUCAACAUCUUCUUUUGCAAUAGUAGUAAGUAAGGACUUCAAUGGAUCCAUCUGUGGUCAGUGUUCUUGGACUACUGCUUUGUAUCUCAUGUCUUCUUCUCAUUUUGGUAUGGAAAAAAGGCUUUGGAAAGGGAAAGCUUCCCCCCGGUCCUGUUCCUCUUCCCAUUAUUGGCAAUUUACUGCAGCUGAACCUGAAAAAUAUCUCUGAAUCUCUUUGCAUGCUAGCAAAAGAAUAUGGCCCAGUAUUCAGUCUGCAAUUGGGUUUAGAGCAUGUUGUUGUGUUACAUGGAUACGAGGCAAUAAAGGAAGCUCUGAUUGAUCAUGGAGAGAAGUUCAAUAGCAGAGGACCUAUGCCAAUUUUUGAAUUCGUUACCAAUGGAUUAGGACUUGGUGUAAGCAAUGGAGAGAGAUGGAAGCAACUUCGGCAAUUCUCCAUCAUGACCCUGAGGAAUUUGGGGAUGGGGAAGAGGAGUAUUGAGGAGCGAAUCCAAGAAGAGGCAAAGUUCCUUGUGGAGGAGUUAAAAAAAACCAAAGGAUUACCAUGUGAUUCCAUGUUCAUUCUUGGCCCUGCUCCUUGCAAUGUAAUCUGCUCUGUCAUUUUCCAGAAACAUUUUGAAUAUAAAGACAAGAAAUUGCUUCAUUUAAUGAAGCUUAUAGAUUCAGAGUUCACGAUUGUGAAUUCCCCAUGGAUUCAGGUCUACAAUUAUUUUCCAUCUCUAGUUCAUUAUCUCCCUGGAUCUCAUCACAAAGUAUUUGAAAUUUUUCGUUCAAUGUAUAAAUUUAUUUUGGAAGAAGUGAAGGAACACCAAAGGACACUAGACCACAAUCAUCCUCGGGACUUCAUUGACUAUUUCCUGAUAAAAAUUGAGCAGGAAAAGCAACAUCCACAAUCUGAAUUUACCAUUGAAAACUUGAUCUGGACUGUAAAUAGUCUCUUUCGUGCAGGAACAGAGUCAACGAGAUCCACCUUGAGAUAUGGUUUCUUGAUUCUUCUGAAACACCCUGAGAUACAAGAAAAAAUUCAUGAAGAAAUAGAACGUGUGAUUGGCCGAAGUCGAAGUCCUUGCAUGGAGGACAGAAACAAGAUGCCUUACACCAAUGCAGUGGUCCAUGAGAUACAGCGAUAUACUGACAUAGUACCCACUGGUGUGCCCCAUGCAGUUUCACAAGAUACUCAAUUUAGACAAUAUCUUAUCCCCAAGGGUACCACCAUAAUUCCAUUACUGACUUCUGUUCUGAAUGAUGAUGAAGAAUUCCCCAAUCCUCAUCAGUUUGACCCAGAUCAUUUCCUGGAUGAAAGUGGCAACUUUAAGAGGAGUGACUAUUUCAUACCUUUUUCAAUAGGAAAACGGAUGUGCCUUGGUGAGGGCUUGGCUCGAAUGGAAUUAUUUCUGUUUUUUACUACCAUCCUACAGAAUUUUACCUUGAAACCUCUCAUUGACCCAAAAGAGAUUGACACCAAUCCAGUUGCUAAUAGAUUGAUCAAAGUACCUCCCCCCUAUAAGCUCUGUUUCCUACCUUCCUAA
Messenger RNA from Gracilinanus agilis (Agile Gracile Mouse Opossum), 1654 nucleotides. Its product is annotated as cytochrome P450 2C19-like. The record is from RefSeq and is a predicted model, not a curated record. Gene Ontology annotation, cellular component: cytoplasm; intracellular membrane-bounded organelle. Lineage: Eukaryota; Metazoa; Chordata; Mammalia; Didelphimorphia; Didelphidae. Gene Ontology annotation, biological process: xenobiotic metabolic process. Gene Ontology annotation, molecular function: heme binding; iron ion binding; oxidoreductase activity, acting on paired donors, with incorporation or reduction of molecular oxygen, reduced flavin or flavoprotein as one donor, and incorporation of one atom of oxygen. Bases 170 to 1654 code for a protein of 494 amino acids. The transcript is spliced from 9 exons.